Molecule: messenger RNA, 1809 nt
Organism: Fusarium tjaetaba
Lineage: Eukaryota; Fungi; Ascomycota; Sordariomycetes; Hypocreales; Nectriaceae
Exons: 2
Coding region: 1-1809 (602 amino acids)
Source: RefSeq, a predicted model, not a curated record
AUGCAUCUCUCUUACUUGCUUGUGCAAGGCCUGUUGGCCGUUUCUGUCGGAGCAUCUCGCCACCGCAGAGUCCGCCGACAGAAAGGACCAACUGAUCCAGGCAUCCCUUCUGACUGCACCUAUUGGGAGACUGUGGAGGCAGAAGGUCAAGAUUGUACUUACCUUGAGGAUCUCUGGGAAUUGGAACACGCCACGUUUGUUGAAUACAAUCCCAGCGUCAAGGACGACUGCAGUGGUAUCCAACUUGGGCACUCGUACUGUGUUGAGGUCAACAAUGGGUUUCCUCGUGACGAUGAUCCUCCUAAGGUGACAAGUGCCAAGGAUACCAAGCCCGAGCCUACGCAAGAUACCAAGCCCAGUCCUACCCAAGAUGGUCUCAUUGACACUUGCACAUCCUUCUACGAAGCCAAAAAGGGAGAUACUUGCAACAAGAUCAUUGCUCAGUACAAGACUUUUGACUUUGAUGACUUCUUCAAGUGGAACCCGGCAGUCGACAAAGACUGUAGUGGCAUCUGGGCUAACACUUGGUACUGCGUCGGAGUCCCUGGAACGCCUACGAGCCCGCCAACCAAGACAAUUGUGACUACAACCAAGCCAACUGGAACACCCAAGCCUAGUCAAACCCAAGAAGGUCUUAUUGAGAGCUGUACGGCCUUCCAUAUGGCUGAGAAGGGCGACACAUGUGCCAAGAUUGUGUCAAAGUUUGGCACCUUCGACUUCGAUACUUUCUACAAGUGGAACCCAGCAGUUGGCAAGGACUGCAGUGGCAUUUGGGCAAGUUACUACUACUGUGUUGGUGUUCCGGGCACCGCUACCGUCAGGCCCUCCGCUACUACGCCGAAGCCGACGGCGACAGGAGGAAUUGAGACUCCCUCCCCCAUUCAAGAAGGUUUGGUCAAGAACUGCAACAAGUUUCACCAGAUCGCCUCCACCACCACUUGUUCCUCCAUUGAGUCGUACUACAAGCUGCCGCUCGCCCAGUUCCUUGCGUGGAACCCCGCUGUUGGCAAGGACUGCACUUCUCUCUGGAAAGGCUAUUGGGUUUGUAUCAGUGUUGAAGGUUACAAGCCAACCACUACAACAACUGCUAAGUCCACUACUACCAAGCCUGCAAAUGGCAUCACAACACCUUCACCCAUCCAAGACGGCAUGGUCAAGAACUGUGAAAAGUUCCAUCAGAUCAAGUCCACCACUACCUGCACCUCCAUCGAGACCUACUAUAAUCUCCCCCUCUCGACCUUCCUCUCAUGGAACCCCGCUGUCGGUAAGGACUGUACUUCGCUUCUUGUCAACUAUUGGGUCUGCGUUGCAACUGUCGGCUGGAAACCCCCGACGAAGACGACCACGAAGGCUGCCACGACAACCAAGGGGUCUUCCAACGGGAUCAAGACGCCUCCUCCUGUGCAGGCAGGCAUGGUUAGCAACUGCAACAAGUUCCACACUGUGAAAAAGACUACCACUUGUACUUCCAUUCAAGACUACUACAAGAUUUCCUUGACUGACUUCGUGAAAUGGAAUUCUGCUGUUGGCAAAGACUGUAAGGGACUAUGGGCGGACUACAACGUCUGCGUUGGUGUCAUUGGUGGAACGCCGACGAAGCCGGGCAGCGGGGUCGAGACGCCUUCGCCUAUCCAGACUGGACUGGUUAACAACUGCAAGAAGUUUCACCAGGUCCAGUCAACAACAACCUGCGCAUCUAUUCAGAAGUACUACGGUAUUUCCCUUGCGCAGCUGGUGAAGUGGAAUCCGGCGAUUGGUUCUAAAUGCACAGCCCUCUGGGCCAAGUACUGGGUUUGCGUUGGCGUUUAA